AGAUAAGGAAAGUAGGAAACCCAAAUGUGAGGAAGACGGGAGGGAUGUGAAUGGCGCAUCAUGAGACGAGCGGCAGACUCCAUAAUCCACAGGGGCGUUUCCGUAGCCUCCUUCACUUUCGUUUCUGAAGCUAUGGAGAGAGGGAAAGAGAGUCCCCACAACUGUCUGUCUCCGCUGCUGGACAAAACUGUCACCGCCAAUAAUGCUUGGGCCAUUUUAAACUAACACGCUCUUCUUUUCUCUUCUCUUAUCUCUCCUUCUGGAGCCAUCAACUUGGUUUGAGUUUGAGUUUCAAGUUUCAAGUUUCAAGUGUAUGGGGGACUUGCUGUAGACUAGUAUAUCUUCUUCAACUCUCUGUCUAUUUAUUUACCGCCCUUUCUUUGUCUUCAUUACCUUUUCUACCUCCUCUUCGUCACUGUUUAACUUCUCGCCUUCCUCUUCGGACAACAGCAUUCUUCUCCUCUAGCCAUAGCAUUUAAUAUUAUUCUAUAUAGAGUAUCAACUGCUCCAGAAACGAAGGAAUUUGUUUUGGGCUGAUAUGGGGUCUCCUUCUGCUCAUUGGGUUUUACAUUUAAUGCUAUUGUUUUGUUAGUAUCACUGUGGAUUCGUGGAAUGUAUGUUGGUUACCUCUAGACAGAGAAGUAGAAAGGCUAAAUUAAUACACUUCAACACCUGCUCCGCUGUUCAGAUGGAGAGGCUCCAAGGACCCAUUAAUCCUUGCUUUUAUGGUGAAUAUUCAGAGACAGGUUGCUCGGAACAAGAAUUCACAAACUUGGGAUUUGAAGAAUCAGAAGAAGUCUGUUUCCUAACCUCAAGUUUGGAAGAUAAAGUACCAUUCCUUCAGAUGCUGCAGAGUGUGGAAUCGCAAUCAAUCAAGGACAAGGAGCCUAACUUUCAAAGCUUGCUGAAGUUGCAGCACCUAAACAAACCAUGGGAAGAGGGAGUUAGUAAAAUUCAGGAGCUUGUAGAGUUGUUUUCUUCACCAAUAAACUCAGAAACGAAGGACCAAAAUCAACCUCCAAAUUCGGAGGGAGUGAGUUCAGAGUGCAACCAAAUUCAAGGCUUAUGCCGGGCCCAAAUGGCAAAAGCUCCUCCGGUCACCAAGGAAAGAAGAAAGCGAAAGAGAUCGAAACCAACAAAGGACAAGGAAGAAGUAGAAAGCCAAAGAAUGACCCAUAUUGCCGUCGAGCGCAACCGGAGACGGCAAAUGAACGACCAUCUCAACGUUAUCAAGUCCCUCAUACCUACCUCCUAUAUACAAAGGGGUGACCAGGCAUCCAUAAUUGGGGGUGCAAUAGACUUCGUGAAGGAAUUGGAGCAGCUACUUGAAUCUUUGGAAGCGCUAAGGAAAGAAAGGAAGGGAGCGGAAACUGGGUGCAAGGGUGAGCAGUCAGAAGCGGGAGUGGCUUCAAAUGGGAGAAUAGGAGAAGGGGUUUGCGCGGAGCUCAAGUCAGAAGUGGCUGAGAUAGAGGUUACAAUGAUUCAAACCCAUGUAAACUUAAAGAUAAAAUGCCCCAAAAGGCAAGGCCAGUUGUUGAAAGCCAUUGUUGCUUUGGAAGAUCUUAGGCUCACAGUUUUGCAUCUCAAUAUUACUACCUCACAAGCCACUGCUGCCAUGCUUUACUCCUUCAAUCUAAAGAUAGAAGAUGAAUGUGAGCUAGGAUCAGCGGAGCAGAUUGCAGCAACGGUUAAUCAAAUAUUCAGUUUUAUCAACGAUGGCAGACUGGUCAAUGAGGCAAAGGCAAACUUCAGGCAGUGCAGUGGCAGUCGCUGACUAUGGAAGGGACCCCUUCUCUUCCCCUACUUCCCUUUGAGAGAAAAAAAAAAGAAGUUAAAAAGAGAAGGCAAGCCAAGAAAAUAAGGAUGAGGUUAAGUUGGGGUGCGUGUGGGCACCUCGAAUACUGUUCUUUAGUGUACCGCAGAUGGGUUGGUCAGAAUGGCAGGAAGGUUGAUGUUUACUGCUUAAAACAAGUGUCUGUCGUCUCCUACUUUACGCAAAUUCAGAAAUAUUUUACGAAAUAAAUUUAUAUUAAUACAACUUUUUUUGGUUCGUUUUC
Molecule: messenger RNA, 2057 nt
Organism: Benincasa hispida (wax gourd)
Lineage: Eukaryota; Viridiplantae; Streptophyta; Magnoliopsida; Cucurbitales; Cucurbitaceae
Product: basic helix-loop-helix (bHLH) DNA-binding superfamily protein
Biological process (GO): stomatal complex development; guard cell differentiation; positive regulation of DNA-templated transcription
Cellular component (GO): nucleus
Molecular function (GO): DNA-binding transcription factor activity; protein dimerization activity
Source: RefSeq, a predicted model, not a curated record